AUGCUGCGCUCGAGCGCAGGCUGUCUGUACAAAGGCGUAGCCACAGCAGCCAAUUCGCUUAGAUCGGAGAGAGUGAUCCUCGCAACCGCUUCAACUGGUCAACUGGCUUAUAGCACUGCAUGUUUUCCACCAAGCCGGUGUUCAUUUCUGCGACGCGCUGCGGUGCAUGUAGCUCUCGCAUCCAACUUUCACUCGAUACCGUACUUCAACACAUCUCAACCACAUGGGCCUUCGUCGACCGACCAGUACAACGCCCCAACUCUUGAGCGCUACCUACCACCCUUACUCGACAUUGAGCUCAUUGCACAGAAUGAUGCCCAACAACCGCUCAUUACUGCAAUCCAGCACCUCGACGCCGACACGGCGUGGUCCCUCUACACGCAACUCGGCAAAGCCCGCUGCGAUAUCUCGACCUCAGUUCUCGACAUGCUCAUCACCCUACAAUUGCGCAAACCCGUCAGAAGUAGUCCAAAUAAUGUUAUCGAUAGCCAUGAAGCUGCUCGCCAGGUCUGCGAUAGAGUCCUCCAUCUUUGUCACGACCGAUUUUGCUACCAAGCUGGCAGCUCCAUCAACAUUCAGACAUCUGCCACUAGCAACCACGUGCUGUCCAGCCUGCCUGCUGCUUUCUCCCUUCGACUCCUCUAUCUACUCAUCGUGGAAGAGGAGCAAGUUGCAUCGUUGAAAUCUUUUCGAUCCUCUCAUAGGCGCGCCAACCUAUCUACGAUCCUCAAAACGCUUUCAGCUAACGUGGACGCCCAACGUUGUCAUGGCGAUCCACAAAUCGAUGUCACGCUCCGAGGGCGUCUCGCAGCCACGCUGUCACGCUCGAAAGACACGGAUUCCGCCUAUCACCACCUGAGAAUACUAGUUCAGGAAGCAAAUCAGUCAGACGAUAUUGCCUCCAUCGAUCCACGUCCCUUUGAUCAACUUCUUUCGGCAUUGGCGAGACAGGCCAGCACGUUCUCAAAGCCUACCGAGCUUCUUCCAUCACCAGCUGAUUUCGGAUCAAGACCGACGGAUGAGACCCACCCUAUCAUUCGGGCUUUGCGCAUCACACUGUCAACCCAGGUUCAAGCGUCCAAGGCCAAUAUACACAAAUGCCUUCAGGCGCUAGACUCUGCAACCCUCUGGUGGCUGCUGCCUUUCGAGCUUGAUGGCAGGCCUUCCCAUAACGGCCAGCCCGACGAUCGAUAUCCUCUCAAAGCAAAGUGGCACCCAUGGCAAGCAUCUCCAGACGGCUUGACCAUCUCACAAGACUCUCUCGACUCUUUCGCCGAGCGCGUUGCACUUGUGCUUGCGCAGCGCGGUAUCCUUCAGCCGUCUCUUCACAUUGUCGAUAGCCUACAGCCCUCGCAUGACAGCAGUCGCGACAACAGUUACGCUACGAACAAGAUGCCUGACCAUGACUUGUUCACUGUCAUUCUGGAGAAACUAGCGCAACGCAUGGCUUCCGACAAUAAGACAGAUGCGCGCAAGUCGGUCGACAUGCAUAGAGGCCUCUCGGCCGACCUCCAUAUGGCCAUCAAAGUUUACAGCACCGCUCACUCCAUCGGCGUGCAUCUCGAUCCUCGUCUCAACGAGGCUAUAGUCAAAGCUCUGGCGUCUUGCUUACCCACCUCCAUCGUGGAUUUGGGCCCUGAAAGGUCUCGUUUCACCAAAUUUAAGGCGCACAUAGCACGACGCAACGAGCAGCGUGGCAGCAAACAAGCUCUGAGGGAAUACCUUCGCCACGUCACCACCAUGGUGCUUGCAAGAGACCCGGACUUGAGCAAGGCAACGCUAAGCUUCCCCGCUCAGGCCACCCUCCUUGGCCUUCACAUGCGAACUCGAGACUACACUUUUUCCAAGCGGCUCUACCAAUUGAUCCGCCUGAAUGGAUCGUCUGCAGAAUUCUGGUCGGCCGACCCGCAUUUAGCCUCUUUGCGUCUUUCGGGACUCAAUCCUUUGGCCGGACCGGAUCGCGACACCUUCAUGUGGCUGUUUUUGGAAAGUACUCGAUCCGUUCAGAAUUCAGCUUUUUCCGUCCAGCUGUACCUCGACUGGUUGGCGAGUGGAAACCCCUUUCCUCCAAGUCUCUGCGCCAACUUUUUGCGAGGCCUGUUGCGUGCCGAUCUCCUUCCUGUGGUUCGGCGGGUACUGAUGGAACUUCAGGAGAAUCGCAGCUUGCUCCAAGCUCGUCUUGCUCGCAGUCUUGUAGCUUCGUUUGCUGACGCUGGCUUUCCCGACCUUGCCGUCGAACUGGUCGUCAAUGUCUCUCAGCUCACGGCUAGUACGAGCUUGGGCCAGAUCUCCAACGCCAGUACGGACAGUGCAAGUGGAACACGCGAUUCCUCCCUGCUUACUUCGACCUUAGGGCUUAUGGGCCUUGCGCUCGAUCGGUCGAGCAGGCACCUCUCUUCAAAUGACGACGACUUGCUCCGCAAGAUACUAGGCGUGUUCGAAGAGUUCAAAUUGGGCUUGACACACCAUCUCUUAAAGACUGGGGCACGAGAGAUCGACGCAUCGCAUGACGCAGCUACUCGAGCAACCGCUCGAGACGUUCGUUUGGCAUACAACGCAGCCAUGAGAGCAUCCUUGUCUGUAAUGCCAGAUCCUUUGAGAGGACCUGCAAGUGUUGACGCUGUUCAAUCAAAGAUUGGCUGGGAAUCUAUCAAGUCGGCCUGUUCCCUUGCCGAAGAGCUCUUUAAAGAGCUCGAGGAUCUGGGCGCUGAGCCGGACAACGAUUCGUGGAACUUGCGCAUCACUUCGAAAUUGCUUGCCUGUCACUCUGCGCCAGAUCUAGGGGAACGCGAGGCCUGGUUGCAAAGUGCGCUUGAAGCGGUCGUUCACGUCUUCGAGCAGGAUUUUAGAGCAGAGCGUCCACCACAAGCCUUGAGACACGACCAUCGAGCGCACCCAGCCGACACGUCCGCCUUCGAAGACAAAUACGCACAACGCGCUGUUGUGCAUCCAGCCGUGGUCGCAGCGGCAAUCGAUGCCAGUCGCUGCUGCGACAACCUCGAGGGGGGCCUUCGAGUCUACAAGCUUCAUAUGCGCCACAGCGGGUUCAACGUGCAGGUUGAAAAGGCACGCCUGAUGCUACUUGCGGACUUGGCUGAGCCGCAUCAAUGGAGAAAUGAGCUCGACACUCUCAAGCGACACUCCAAGACGGCUUUCAAGCUUGACAAGCACUUCGUGCAGCAGUUACAGCAGCUCUCCGAUGCCGCGAUGCAACGUCAGUAG
Messenger RNA from Mycosarcoma maydis (corn smut), 3222 nucleotides. RefSeq lists its product as uncharacterized. The coding region runs from base 1 to 3222 and encodes 1073 amino acids. The transcript has a single exon. NCBI's taxonomy places the organism in Eukaryota, Fungi, Basidiomycota, Ustilaginomycetes, Ustilaginales. The record is from RefSeq and is a predicted model, not a curated record.